UACAAACAUGAUUGAGAAAAUAAAUUAUCUAUUUUUACGGUUCGCUGUUUUGACUAAACGGUUUUGCGUGUUUAAGAAAUUACUUACAUAAAUAACUGUUGUCGAGUAGAGCAAACGGAUAUGUGAUUACUAAAAUUUAAUUGUAUUUAAUUAUCUAUUCAAUAUUAUUGUAAUUAUUAAUCAAAAAAUUCGUGAUGAUGGGAACUAAUAAGAACGGAUUUAAGAAAACCCAAUCCGUGUAUUGAUUGAAAAUUAUGGAUGUGGUUAAGAUCUUGAUGACGGUAAUUGAUACAGUUUUUAUUUUUUCUUCGUGAAUCCGGUCUAAAGGUUAUUGUUCCAUGUUUCACAGUUGUGGUUCACUCGUCAGCCAAUACAGACUUUUCGACAUAAAUACAUUACUAUAUUUAUUACAAUUAAUCUAAAACCGUUAUCAAUCGGAAAAAUGUAAUAUGUAGCGCUCAACCUUUUGUCUGAAUUUAUAGAUAUGUGUUACAUUUGGCGUUUGUGCACGGAAGAACAAAACCGAUCAAGCGACGAAGAACGCUAGAAUUGUACCUGAUGUGAUUCAUGUCGCUCCUCGAGGGAUGAUACAUAUGAGCUAUCCAAAUGGCGUUAAAAAAGAACUUGAAAAUGAACUGACUCCCACCCAAGUUAAAGACCAACUAUCAGUGCAAUGUAACCCUGAACCUUACUCAUAUUAUACUUUUUGCAUGACCGAUAUUGACCUCCCGAACCGCUUGAAUCCUACCGGCAGAAAAUUUCAACAUUGGUUAGUAGGAAUCGUACCGGGUGGAGAUAUCAACAAGGGAGAAUCAUUUUACGCGUAUGUAGGCCCCGGACCACCACCGAAAUCAGGAUUUCAUCAUUAGGUACGUGUUUUUGGUGUACAAAUUUCCAUUAUGAUCGAAGCUGACAUUCGAUGAACCACGCUUUAGCAAUAGAACUUUUGAGAUGCGUUAUCAAUUAAUAAACUUGCGUCUAAGUAUAAUUUAGAAACACCUACAGCAGGAAACUUCUAUCAAGCGCAAUAUGAUGAUUAUGUUCCCGUUCUAUAUCAACAGCUAGGAAUUAAUUGAUUGUUUAACUUAAAAAAUCUGAAUUUAAAUUUGUACUGUGCUUUAUAUAUGUUAUAUAUUAUAUAUAUAUAUAUAUAUAUAUUACCGUAAAUGCCCGAUCACUAGGUAAACCUAGAUUUUACUGUUUGUUAAUAAUAAUUAUAACUAACCUGAAUGAAAUGCUGAAUUUUUCAUUGCUUGAACAAAUCGUAAAGAUUCAGACCAUUUUGCAUUAUCAUUAGUUUCCAUCCAAGUUGCUAUCAUACUUUCGAUGUCUUGAUUAAAUCGUUCAACUUAUCCUCGAGAUUGGCUGUGACGAGCUUUGCCAUGAAUUAUUUUAACUUGAGGCCACAUUUCACAUACACUGGUAACAAUUUUAUUUACAAAUUCUCGUUAUCUAAGUGUAGUAUACUAGGAGCUCCAAAGAGAGUGAAUAUAUCUAGAAGUUGAUAUGCAAUUUCUUCUGCACGUUUACACCGUAAAGGCCGUAUAAUCACAAAUUUUUUCAGGUGAUCUUGAUAUAACAUAAUGUAUUUAAAACCAUUAUCUGGGUUUGAUUGCAUAUCAAUUAAAUCAAUUUGACAUCGAGAAUUCAUUUCAUUAUACAAUACCGGUUUAACAACGAGUCCUUUUUUGGUAUACUAUGCUUUUUCUGGCAUGUUUCACACAUUUUCAAGUACACAUUUAUAGCUUUCACAUUAAUAUUUUUGAAUUUUUUUUUAGCAUAUGAUAUAUCCGAUCCCUACUACCAUGUCCUGUUUCAAUAUGAGCUGCGUGUUUAAUAUCAAAAAGUUCGUCAUUACAUACGUAGUAUCGAAUAUUUUCAGAUCCACUUUCCACUGGAAAAAUAAGUUUGUCUUCAUUCCUAAUACAAAGAACAUCAAAUCGUUUUAAACUCCGAUAGUGAAUUGAUUUUUUGACAGCGAUUGUUUUUGCGUUCUUCACUUCUUGUAAAUACGUAUUGUACAUUUCACGUGUUAAAUAAAAAGUAUUACUAGAAUCUUUUUUUUUUAAUUAUUGGAUUUAAAACGUCAUAAAACCUUUCUAUAUUAGCCAUAUUUAAGUCAAAUUAACAAUGAAAAUAAAUAUAAUUAAAAAUUACAUUAAUUAAAUACAAUUCAAUAUAAAUAUUACGCGCACAAGGCACAACACAUAUUACAUUGUUUUACAAAUGGAUCCGUCUAUCACGUAAAAUCCAAACAGACUGAACAAGUACCUAAUAAAACCAUAUCUAAGCGAUAACGAAUCCGUUAUUAAAUUAUUAGAUAAUUAUUAAUAUCUACACAUUGCAGUCGUAAAUUUAUCUUCGCAAAAUAAUUAUUAUUAAUCGUUGCGAGCAAAAAUGUUUGAGGUGUGAUUUCCAGAAAAAAUGUACAACUUAAGAUGCAUUUUUAUGAAUUAUAAUAAUAUAUAAUUAUAAUUUUUACGCAGCUUAAAUGUUAUGUAUCGUGUAUUGAUCAGCUUUUACUAAGUCAAUUUUUUAUAUCCUAGGAUAUACACAACGUGUUUAGUAAAAGCCCGAAUAAAAUUUAGAAUUUCAGCAUUUACUGAGUACAAACAGUAAAACCUAGUUUUACCUAGUGAUCGGGUAUUUACGGUAACAUAUAAAUUUAUUUUACCGAUAGUUCUCACGUGUUUGAAACUUGAUGUUUUCUAAUUCAAACGAAUGCUUCGCAACUAUUUAUUUUAUAAAUAUUUUCAAUUAGCAGCACGGUAUGCAAUAAACCACUGAUAUUUCGCAUAUGUCACCAACAUUCAUCGGUAAAGCACAAGACUGAAAAUAUAUAUUUUUAUUUAUUUAUUUUUAUUUUUUUGACUAUAUCAUAAAUGUAGUUUUUGAAUUUAAAAUUUGUUGUUUUUGAUUUACAAAAUAUGCAUCUUAUGUUUUUUCAAUACUAUAAGCGCCACGUUAGAAAACGAUUUCUUCGUUUUAACAUCAGAUCAAAUCUGCUUGUAAACAUAACCGAUUUAAAUAUAGGUAAGAGUAUAAUAAUUUUUCUAAUUGUACUAUUAAAAUACGAUUAUACGAUUAUAUAUCAUAUGUUUCAAACUGGUUUGAUAAUAAACGUCAUAUUAUAUGCAUAGGUAUAUUUUGUUUAAUUAUUUACGAGUAUGUAUAAAUAAUAAUCACCGUAGCACUUUAUUUUACGUUGCUUAUCAUCCCUAAGACUAUGUCAAGAACAUCAACAUCAUUUAAUUAUGAAAAAAAUACGUAUUGCUCCUUCAUAUUUUACAAAAGUUUGUUGUCUAUUGUGAACUAUAUGGAUUCAAUAGCAACAAUUGUGAUCAUAACAGUUCUUUUUUUAUUUUUUUU
This is a messenger RNA of Sipha flava (yellow sugarcane aphid), 3369 nucleotides long. Its product is annotated as phosphatidylethanolamine-binding protein homolog F40A3.3-like. The record is from RefSeq and is a predicted model, not a curated record. The transcript has 6 exons. NCBI's taxonomy places the organism in Eukaryota, Metazoa, Arthropoda, Insecta, Hemiptera, Aphididae. The coding region runs from base 585 to 869 and encodes 94 amino acids.